Messenger RNA from Equus quagga, 4691 nucleotides. It is a transcript of the gene TJP2, whose product is annotated as tight junction protein 2. Gene Ontology annotation, molecular function: cell adhesion molecule binding. The transcript has 25 exons. The coding region runs from base 416 to 3871 and encodes 1151 amino acids. Gene Ontology annotation, cellular component: plasma membrane; bicellular tight junction. Gene Ontology annotation, biological process: cell-cell adhesion; cell-cell junction organization; positive regulation of blood-brain barrier permeability. Lineage: Eukaryota; Metazoa; Chordata; Mammalia; Perissodactyla; Equidae. The record is from RefSeq and is a predicted model, not a curated record.
GUAGACAUUGUUUCAGGUGUGGCAAAUGUAAUCAACACCUUUUGAUGUUGGUCAUCAUUCUUGAGAUCUGAGAUUUAGAAUCCUGAAUGUCUAGAAGAACCCAGGGGUCUCCAGAGGAGAGAUCAAGACGAAAAAACUGAAGCCAACCUGGGUCUUCCUACUCUAGACCGUGGUAGUUUCCGUGGUCCCUCCAUGUAGCAUAAUAAAUCCCUGCCUAUGACUCUGUUUCACCUUCAAGAAGCUAUGGUUUCAUUAAUUCUUCAUUCACAUCUCUUGGAACAUCAGGGUGCGGAGUACCACCUUAUUAUCCUCUCCCUGUGAGUGGGAUUGGCACCCCAGCUCUACCUCCUGGCAUAAGUACUCCACGAAACGCAGACGUGUGCCGGCUGACAGCCUGCCUUACCAGGCCCCAGGCAUGGAAGAACUGAUAUGGGAGCAGUACACCGUGACCCUGCAGAAGGAUUCCAAAAGAGGAUUUGGAAUUGCAGUGUCUGGAGGCAGAGACAACCCCCACUUUGAAAAUGGAGAAACGUCCAUCGUCAUUUCUGACGUGCUGGCGGGUGGGCCCGCCGAUGGGCUCCUUCAAGAAAAUGACAGGGUGGUCAUGGUCAACGGCACCCCCAUGGAGGAUGUGCUCCAUUCAUUUGCGGUGCAGCAGUUGAGAAAAAGUGGGAAGAUCGCUGCCAUUGUGGUCAAGAGGCCCCGGAGGGUCCAGCUGGCUCCGCCGCAGGGCAGCCGUCCGCUGGAUGAGGAUGACCGGGCUUUUGAAGUGAUGGACGACUUUGAUGGCAGAAGUGCCCACAGCGGAUACAGUGAGAGGAGCCGGCCCAGCAGCCGCGGUGGGCGCAGCCGCAGCUUCGAGGACAGCCCGGAGAGGGGGCACCCCCACGAACGGGCCCGGAGCCGGGAGCGGGACCGGAGCCGCGGCCGGAGCCUGGAGCGCGGCUUGGACCACGACGACUACGGGCGAGCGCGAGAGCGCAGCCGCGGCCGGAGCCUGGAGCGGGGCCUGGACCACGAUGACUACGAGCGAGCACGAGAGCGCAGCCGCGGAUGGGGCAUUGAUGAGGCCUACAAGCGGGCCUACAGCCCCGAGGUGGGGUACAGCCGCAGGGCCCAGCCCGAUGCCCGCUACGAGGGGUCCCGGAGCCGCAGCCGCGAGCACCUGCGCUCCCGCAGCCCCAGCCCCGACCCCAGGGGGCGACCAGACCGGCUGGAUGCGGACAGGCCCAUCGGUGUCCUGCUGAUGAAAAGCAAAGCAAAUGAAGAGUAUGGUCUCCGGCUUGGGAGUCAGAUCUUCAUAAAGGAAAUGACCAGAACGGGUCUGGCAAGUAAAGAUGGCAACCUGCACGAAGGGGACAUAAUUCUCAAGAUAAAUGGAACUGUAACUGAGAACAUGUCUUUAACGGAUGCUCGAAAACUGAUAGAAAAGUCAAGAGGAAAACUCCAGCUGGUGGUGUUGAGAGACAGCAAGCAGACGCUCAUCAACAUCCCGUCCUUGAAUGACAGCGACUCAGAAAUAGAAGAUAUCUCAGAAAUAGAGUCAAACCGAUCGUUUUCGCCAGAGGAGAGACAGCAGCAGUAUUCCGAUUAUGAUUAUCAUUCCUCAAACGAAAAGCUGAAGGAAAGGCCAAGUUCAAGAGAGGACAUGCAGAACAGAUGGUCCAGGAUGGGCGCCACUCCCACUCCCUUUAAAUCCUCCGGGGAUGUUGAGACCAGCAAGGAGCCCAGACACCAAGAGGAACCCCCAGCUCCUCAACCAAAACCAGCCCCAAGAACUUUUUCCCGUCCUAGUCCUGAAGAUGAAGCAAUAUACGGCCCCAAUACCAAAAUGGUGAGGUUCAAGAAGGGAGACAGUGUGGGCCUCCGGCUGGCCGGUGGCAACGACGUUGGGAUAUUUGUGGCCGGCAUUCAAGAGGGUACCUCGGCGGAGCAAGAAGGCCUUCAAGAAGGAGACCAGAUUCUGAAGGUGAACACGCAGGAUUUCAGAGGGCUGGUUCGGGAGGAUGCUGUUCUCUACCUGUUAGAAAUCCCCAAAGGUGAAGUGGUGACGAUUUUAGCUCAGAGCCGAGCCGAUGUGUAUAGAGACAUACUGGCUUGUGGCAGAGGGGACUCGUUUUUUAUAAGAAGCCACUUUGAAUGCGAGAAGGAGACUCCGCAGAGCCUGGCCUUCACCCGGGGCGAGGUCUUCCGAGUGGUUGAUACGCUGUACGAUGGCAAGCUGGGCCACUGGCUGGCCGUGCGGAUCGGAAAUGAGUUGGAGAAAGGCUUAAUCCCCAACAAAAGCAGAGCUGAACAAAUGGCCAGCGUUCAGAAUGCCCAGAGAGACAACGCUGGGGACAGGGCAGAUUUCUGGAGAAUGCGCGGCCAGAGAUCUGGCGCGAAGAAAAACCUAAGGAAGAGUCGGGAAGACCUGACGGCUGCUGUGUCUGUUAGUACCAAGUUCCCGGCGUAUGAGAGGGUUUUGCUGCGAGAAGCUGGUUUCAAGAGACCCGUGGUCUUGUUUGGCCCCAUAGCAGAUAUCGCGCUGGAAAAGCUGGCGAAUGAGUUACCUGAACUGUUCCAAACUGCUAAAACGGAACCAAAAGAUGCAGGAUCCGAGAAAUCCAGCGGGGUGGUGCGGUUAAAUACCGUGAGGCAAAUUAUUGAACAGGAUAAGCACGCACUGCUGGACGUGACUCCUAGAGCUGUGGACCUGUUGAAUUAUACUCAGUGGUUCCCGAUUGUCAUCUUUUUCAACCCAGACUCUAGACAGGGGGUCAAAACCAUGAGACAGAGGUUGAAUCCAACGUCCAACAAAAGUUCCCGAAAGUUAUAUGAUCAAGCCAACAAGCUUAAGAAAACUUGUGCACAUCUUUUCACAGCUACAAUCAACCUAAAUUCAGCCAACGAUGGCUGGUUUGGCAGCUUGAAGGACACAAUUCAGCAGCAGCAGGGAGAAGCCGUGUGGGUCUCCGAAGGAAAGAUGGAAGGGAUGGAUGAUGACCCCGAAGACCGCAUGUCCUACUUAACCGCCAUGGGCGCGGACUAUCUGAGUUGCGACAGCCGCCUCAUCAGUGACUUUGAAGACACCGACGGCGAAGGAGGCGCCUACACUGACAAUGAGCUGGAUGAGCCAGCUGAGGAGCCGCUGGUGUCUUCCAUCACCCGCUCCUCGGAGCCGGUGCAGCACGAGGAGAGCAUAAGGAAACCCAGCCCAGAGCCGCGAGCUCACUUGAGGAGGGCGGCUAGCAGAGAUCAACUUAGGGACAAUAGCCCGCCCCCGGCCUUCAAGCCAGAGCCGCCCAAGGCCAAAACCCAAAACAGGGAAGAAUUCUUUGACUUCUCCAGAUCCUACGAAUACAACUCAAACCCCUCAGCCGUGACUGGUAACGAAGUUCCCGGGGCAUCUCCCAAGGGUGGUCCUCCUCCGGUUGCUGCGAAACCUGCCCUCGGCCGGUCUAUCCUGAAGCCCACCACUCCGGUCCCUCCGCCCGAGAGUGAGGAGGUGGGAGAGGCCGGGGAGGGGCAAGACAGCGCGCCCAAGUCCGUCCUGGGCAAAGUGAAAAUAUUUGAGAAGAUGGAUCACAAGGCAAGGUUACAGAGAAUGCAAGAGCUCCAGGAAGCACAGAAUGCAAGGAUUGAAAUUGCUCAGAAGCAUCCUGAUAUCUAUGCAGUUCCCAUCAAGACACACAAACCAGACCCUGGCCCGCCCCAGUACACAAGUUCCAGAACCCCCGAGCCACAGAAAGUUCCUUCCAGACUCUAUCAGGAUCCCAGAGGAAGUUAUGAAAGUGACGCCGAGGAGGAAGAAUACCGCCAGCAGCUGUCAGAACAGUCAAAGCGCGGGUACUACGGCCAGCCUUCCCGAUACCGGGACACGGAAUUAUAGAUGCCCGGGAGCGGACUCCUGUGCCCCGCUGCUGCCGCCUCAGAGAACACUCCCACUGAGCCGUGGGAUCGUGCUUUCCGGUUCAAAUGCACUGUGGAGAUGCAGAGGGACCUGAGCCCCCAUUCCUUCACGGGGAGCCCAGGGGACAGCCAGCCCACGUCAAGAACUGAAGGCUCUGUUUGGGGGACUGGGUCUGGGGAGUUGAUGGCUUUUUACUCAGAAUUAAGAGAAACACUACAGUCUGAUACUGUUACCUGCUUCAGUGGACCAAAAUCUGUAUUAAUUCUGUUUGCCUAUUUUUAACAUGUAUAUUAAGACGUGAUAACUAUUUUUCCUUAUUAAUAGCUGCCUUCAAGGACUGUUUCAGUGUGAGACAGAAGGUGAAAAAAGGAAUAAGAAUACUGUCAGACUCAAAUUCAAAGAAGUAUUUUAUUACAACUCUAAGUGCCUUUUGAUGAGAAGUGUAUUAAAUUUUCUUCUUUGAAGCUUUAUGCAAAGCCAUAAUGAACUAAAACAUUUUGACUAAAUUUUUAUACCAGUUUAAUAGCUAUGGUUUUCUGUGCACUGUGUCAUCUUUUCAAAGCAUUGCUUUUGUAAUAUUUUCCACAAAUUCUGACUAUAUACAUAAUAGCUAAACUUGGUAGUUUGGCUACCAGUGCUAAAUAUUAGCUUGAAGACCAAGAAGUUGGUAUAGAAAUUUUUUGUUUAAAACCCUGUGCCCCACAAAAGCAGAGACUCAAGAAAAACACAUUUUAUUUCCAGAAGUGUGUGUAUUGACUUCAGUUUUAUAAUUUAAUAAAGAGGAGGACAUUGCAAUCAA